Molecule: messenger RNA, 2433 nt
Organism: Syngnathus typhle (broad-nosed pipefish)
Lineage: Eukaryota; Metazoa; Chordata; Actinopteri; Syngnathiformes; Syngnathidae
Gene: hcn3
Product: hyperpolarization activated cyclic nucleotide-gated potassium channel 3
Exons: 9
Coding region: 309-2234 (641 amino acids)
Biological process (GO): potassium ion transport; transmembrane transport
Cellular component (GO): membrane
Molecular function (GO): voltage-gated potassium channel activity
Source: RefSeq, a predicted model, not a curated record
AUGAUCGCCUUUGACUUACAGAUUGCCUGGUGCAGCAUAGCACGGCAGCCUCCCUGUUCUCUCCACCCAGAGAGCAGCACUGUUGGUACCAGGAUUCCAGUCGAUUGAUGGCCGUCCCGCGACGCCUGAAGUGUCCCACCCCACUCCUCGGGAAGAAGCUCUCGGGGUACCUGGGGCGACCCUGACCGUGGCUACAGAUGGCUGCCAUGUUAUGCUCCGUGGGCUGACCCGGCGGGAACGGCACGUUGACUUCUGUGGACUCCACUGGAGAAACAAACGCGGUGGAUCAUUCCGAAGGUUGCCCGCUCAUGAGUAAUUCAUACCUGUUGAGCCCUGGAUGUCUCCGCAAUUUGACCGCCGUGCCAGAGAAGGGGAGGGGGGGGGGAGGUUGCCCGUCAAGGAGCCUUGGUGACCAGAAGGGCAUGAAAGGAAGUCCUUGUCACAAACCCGACACACCGUACUACCGUAGCUGGAGCAGUCUUCGAUUCUCCCGAUGGCGGAGCGGCUCCCAGAAGGCCACCUGCCCCGGAACGCCUUCCUCAAAGACGGAGAAACACAAUGACGUGAGCCAGACUCUUUUCUCGUUGGUCAAAACUCACAACGACGACUACACGGCCGACCCCGCCGGGCUUCUGGACCCCGACGAGGUUGACGACGAGGAAGCCGAGCCAGACCAGUCCACGUAUUUCCAGAAGCAGCUCGGAUCCAUGUUGCAGCCCGGCGUCAACAAGUUCUCCCUGCGCAUGUUCGGCAGCCACAAAGGCGUUGCCGCCGAGCAGGCCAGGGUCAAGUCGUUCGGCGUGUGGAUCAUCCAUCCCUACAGCAAUUUCAGGUUCUACUGGGACCUUGUGAUGCUCCUCCUCAUGAUGAGCAACCUGGUGAUCUUACCGUGGGGUAUCACGUUCUUCGAAGACCAGAACACUAUCCCGUGGAUCACCUUCAACAUGCUGUCUGACACUCUCUUCCUCAUGGACCUGGUCUUCAACUUCCGCACGGGCAUCCUGGGCGAAGACAGCCACAUCAUUCUGGACCCUAAGUGCAUCCGCCUGCACUACCUGCGCUCCUGGUUCCUGGUCGACUUCAUCUCGUCCAUUCCGGUGGACUACAUCUUCCUGGUGGUGGACCUGGAGUCUCUGCAGGACUCGACCGACGUGUACCGGACAGCUCGAGCCCUUCGCAUUGUGCGCUUUACCAAGAUCCUCAGCCUGCUGCGACUCCUGCGCUUAUCCCGACUCAUCCGCUAUAUCCACCAAUGGGAGGAGAUGUUCAACAUGACGUACGACCUGGCCAGCGCGGUGGUGCGCAUCGUCAACUUGAUCGGCAUGAUGCUGCUGCUGUGCCACUGGGACGGCUGCCUCACCUUCAUGGUGCCCAUGCUGCAGGACUUCCCCGCAGACUGCUGGGUGUCCAAGAACAACAUGGUGAACGCCACAUGGCACAUCCAGUACUCGUACGCCCUGUUCAUGGCUAUGAGUCACAUGCUGUGCAUCGGUUAUGGCGCCAACUCCCCGGAGGGCAUGACUGAUGUGUGGCUGACCAUGAUCAGCAUGGUGGUGGGCGCCACUUGCUACGCCAUGUUCCUGGGCCAUGCCACCAACCUGGUGCAGUCUUUGGACGCCUCGCAUCGCCACUAUCAGGAGAAGUACAAGCAAGUGGAGCAGUACAUGUCGUUCCACAAGCUGCCCGCGGACCUGCGGCAGAGGAUCCACGAGUAUUACGAGCAACGUUUCCAAGGCAAGAUGUUUGACGAGGACAGCAUCCUGGGAGAGCUCAGUGAUCCGCUAAAAGAGGAAAUCGUCAGCUACAACUGUCGAGGUCUGGUGGCCAACAUGCCCCUCUUCGCCAAUACCGACCCUCACUUCGUGACCGUGAUCCUCACUAAGCUGCACUUCGAGGUCUUCCAGCCGGCAGACUUCAUCGUACGGGAGGGAACGCUGGGUCGGAAAAUGUACUUCAUCCAGCACGGCACCGUCGUGGUCAUCCCGCGAGGCAGCAAGGAGAUCAGACUAAGCGACGGGGCCUAUUUUGGGGAGAUCUGUCUCCUGACUCAAGGCCGACGCACAGCUAGCGUGAAGGCCGAAACGUACUGUCGGCUCUACUCGCUGAGUGUGGACAGCUUCAACGAAGUGCUGGAGGAGCACCCGCUCAUGAGGCGGGCCUUCGAGAGCGCGGCCGUGGACCGACUGCGUCGGGUCGCCAGGAGGCCCAGCCACCAGCCUCCCCCAAACGAGUGACCAAAGCAACAACCAAAUGUGACUCAUGACUCGUAAUACCAUGCAGUAAAAAUACUUUAUUACAACAGUAGGUAAGUACUAAGUAAUCCAUUUUAUUUAGUUUUAAUCUCCACUUUUGUUGUCAUAUUGUAUUAUUGUUUCCCCCCCGCAAAAUAUUCUUCCUUCCAUGUGCAGUUCACCAAUAAAAUACACUAUGGAA